AUGGAUGCUGUGCAUGAUCGUGACAUUGAGCUUCAGCGAGCGUCUGGCGAGCUGAUUGAAGAAUUUAGGACGAAACUUCCUCCAUUACUGUGGAAACACCCUAAUUCCGGAAAACGAGUAGUUCACCGUUGGGCAAGGGCAGCGAAAGUAGAGAAGUUGAUCCUCCUAUUGGACCCGUUCCAAGAGUGGCCACAACUGUUAGAUCCUCACCUUAACUGGAUACUCACGCACCUGACGGAUGCUUUUUUAUCAUACCUUCUUGGCCAUGGUCAUAGUUAUGGUUCUGUCACUAAAAUUAAAGAGCCAGAAAUGAUCUACCCGCUAGCACGGGCGAUAUGCAAAAUUAUAUAUACCCUAUGCAAGGUUCGAGGCCCGAAGGUAAUAUCUCGUUUGUUCAGCAAUGAACCGAAGUAUCUCGAACCCAUGCUUUCAAUGUUUAUUGAGUGGGAUAGCAUUGUCAGCGCAGACAUAAACAGGUCAACUACGACCGGACAGGGCCUGCCGCUUAACUGGGAAGAACGAUAUGUUAUGCUUCUAUGGCUGUCUCAUCUUUUGUUGGCACCCUUUGACUUGACCUCCAUUUCGUCAGAAAAUAUUUCAAUUCCUUACCAGAACCUAUCACCGUUCUCGGAUCUCUCUUCCAAGACCCCAAAGCUUGCACUUGCAAUCCUAUCUAUUUCACUAAAGUACCUAGUUUUACCGGGAAAAGAGCGAGAGGGAGCCGUCCUCCUACUAUCGAGGCUUGCAUUAAGGAAGGAUAUGCAACAGCUUGGGAUGUUGAAAUCACUUGUCGAGUGGGCUUUGGGACAUUUGAAGCCCGGUUUAGAAAUAACUCCUCCUUCGACAUUUGCAUGCAUUGGACUUCUGUCUUUCAUAGCGAAACUUGGAACCCUUGCUCAGGUUGAGGACAUUGCACCGUUUGUGAGACCAAUAUUUAGCCAAGCUCUUGAUCUGUCUAGAGGGAGUUGCGAUAUGUCUGCCACUGUGCAAUCCUCAGCCUCCACUCGAAAACUAUUGACCAAAAUACUUCGUGAAAUGAAUACCCUCUCGUUAACACUAGAGAAGCGGCCGGACCUUUUACAGAUCUCUUCAAACGAAGUCUCUACAAUCUUAGAAGAUACAAUUGAUUAUUUUCUCCUUGCCGUUGGUGACAAAGAUACGCCAGUUCGAUUUGCAGCUAGCAAAGCUUUGAGCAUGAUUGCUUUGAAACUCGAGCCGGACCUUGGCGCGGAUAUAUUAGAUGCAGUGAUCAGUGCAUUGGACGAAGACGUUCUCUAUGAGGAAGAGAGCGGUGAAUUGAUACCUAAAGAAAAGGCCCGGUCCAUGAUGGGUAGACUUAUAUUGAGGAGUUUCAAAUCUGUUGAUGCCCAAAAAUGGCACGGCCUUAUGCUCACACUUGGACACUUACUAUUCCGGAGAUCGCCUCCGCUUGAUCGGUUAUUUCAGCUGUUUGAAUGCCUCGUUUCGGGCUUAACCUUUGAACAAAGAUCGUCGACCGGUGCCUCCAUUGGUGUCACCGUUCGGGAUGCAUCCUGUUUUGGAAUCUGGUCACUUGCUAGGAAGUAUUCCACGAAAGAGCUGGACUCUGUUGAAAUCAGCACAACUGAAAACAGAAAUAAAUGCCUCUUACGGAGCUUGGCAAUAGAACUUAUCUCCUCAGCUUGCCUUGAUCCCUCUGGGAAUAUUCGGAGGGGCUCAUCCGCCGCCCUGCAGGAGUUGAUUGGGCGCCACCCUGACUCAAUCUCGGAAGGGAUAUCAAUCGUUCAGGUUGUGGACUAUCACUCCGUGGCGCGAAGGGAAUUUGCUAUGACAGAAGUGGCUAUAGCCGCUUCCAAACUUGAUAAAGUGUACUGGUCACCACUCAUAGGAGGGCUUUUACGGUGGAGAGGGAUUGGUGCUCCAGAUCCAAAAUCAAGAAGAGCGGCAGCUCUUGCUAUUGGAGAGUUAAGCUUGCAAAUGUCAUACGCUGGGAUAGGUACCGUGUUGGAUAGGAUUCUACAUACCUUGUCUUUGACAUCCUCGAACUCCGUUGAAGCUAGACAUGGAGGAUUUCUGGCGCUUUCAGCCACAGUUGACGCAUUUCUUCGCUAUGAAUCCUCUAAAGACGAUACCCCUGAAGAUCCUGGCCCUGUGAUUGAAUUGUCUCGACGAAUCCAUCAGCUCUGGGGCAUAUUUAGCUCUUCAUCGGGACCCUCAGUGGAAGGUUUGACUCUCCAAGAAUAUCGGCCAGACCUAACAGCAGAGGCUUGCUCGCGCUUGAUAUCCUCGCUUGCUCGCUCAUACACUCUCUUUGGAAGCGAUGUGCCACGCUUUGGGCUACAACUUAAUAAUGAUUCUCUAGAAAUGACAGUCACUAUAUUGUUGCUAUGUGUUCAACGUAGUGACGAUGAAGCUGUUGCUGCCAGUUCCCAGGCUGCAGUGGAUAUAUUCGCUAUUUUAUCUGUAGAAAGGAAGUCUGCCAUCAUUCAGGAAUGGCUUAGCGAGGUCCAAUCAAACCGGAAAAAAACAACUGGUAGUGGUCAAAUAGCCGCAUUGGGUGCAGUUUAUCGGCACUCUUCAAGUGAUGAAAGAGAGAGGAAACUUAUUCUUGACGAACUAAUGCGCUGCAGUGGGCCGGAAGAAGCUGUAAUUGUGAAACGUGUCUCUGCUGUGAGAUGUAUUCUGACUGGGGUACUCCCGUAUCUCGAUAACACAGAUCAACUUGAGAGUCAUAUCGGUGUAUUACUUAAUGAUUACACUACUGACAAUCGAGGUGACGUUGGAUCCCUAAUACGGACUGAAGCAAUCAAUGGCGUACACAUGAUCUUAGCGUCUCGCUUGGGAAAUCCGAUAGGCCAUUCAAACGUGCAUCAUCUGAUGAAGCAUAUCAUAAGGCUAGCAGCUGAGAAGUUAGACAAAGUCAGAUUUAAGGCCUGGAAAUGCUUCGAGGUUUAUUGGGAAUCAGAUACGGGCCUUCCUCCUCUGGAAACGAGGUUUGAUCAUUUCAGUGAAGUUUCAACUGUUGCUUACUUUUCACAGCUUAUCACCCUGGUUCAAGUCGAAUGGCUUCGUUUACCACUGAUAAAGGGGCUCGUCACUUCCCUCACCGCUGGCGCCGACAGUCUUAUCAUCUCGUCCCGUACUGCUGUUGUGGAAUUCAUCAACAGUCAAAAUGACAACACUAGAUAUCGCAUGCAGAGGGAUAUCUUCAUGAGCUUGCUUAUAGUUUUGGAAGAGAGUAUAACAGAUGAUCGUUAUGCUAUACCCACCGUUGAGAGCCUUGCGUUUUUAAUUGAAAAUUGCUUCAAUCCGGAAAUACUGGAGCUGGAUCCUGAUGUCGAAGAUGACAAAAAUGCUGCUACACCCUUACCCCAAGGUAUGAAUUAUUUUAUCUUCCCAUAUUCUAAUAAUAUACUGACGAAUGCAAAGAUUCGAGCUCUUACAAGCGAAUACCUAUUUAUUCAGACUGGAAACAAGCCCCUGAAGACUGAGAACUGGAUGCAGCCGCCGAUACAGCUAAAGGCGACGGUAGAUAACAUAGUUCAGGCUAUCUUGUGA
This is a messenger RNA of Trichophyton benhamiae CBS 112371, 3537 nucleotides long. Its product is annotated as tubulin-specific chaperone D, putative. The record is from RefSeq and is a predicted model, not a curated record. Gene Ontology annotation, molecular function: GTPase activator activity; beta-tubulin binding. Gene Ontology annotation, biological process: post-chaperonin tubulin folding pathway; tubulin complex assembly; microtubule cytoskeleton organization. Lineage: Eukaryota; Fungi; Ascomycota; Eurotiomycetes; Onygenales; Arthrodermataceae. The transcript has 4 exons. Bases 1 to 3537 code for a protein of 1178 amino acids.